This is a messenger RNA of Paecilomyces variotii, 1195 nucleotides long. Its product is annotated as zinc knuckle-domain-containing protein. The record is from RefSeq and is a predicted model, not a curated record. The transcript has 3 exons. Lineage: Eukaryota; Fungi; Ascomycota; Eurotiomycetes; Eurotiales; Thermoascaceae. Bases 159 to 1088 code for a protein of 309 amino acids.
CUCGGGGUGAACAUAAGGCGCAAUUAGAAUAUCAGGCUUCUUCCAUUCCAUAUCCUAUUCGUCGCACCUGCGCGGUUAGUCCUUCCAUUUAUCAACUCAGAGUUCCCCCAAAAUCCCGCAAACCAGCGCGAUCAGUGUUCCGUCGAACGCUGCGUGCAAUGAACCGAUAUCGAAAUGUCCCUGGGUUGCGAGGUCCAACAAGGGCUUCUGCUGACACACUUUGCCAGAAAUGUUUAAAAAGAGGGCACUAUAGUUACGAAUGCAAGGCGCCUGCUCAGGAGAGACCGUAUAUAUCUCGGCCUUCCCGCACCCAGCAACUCCUGAACCCAGAUCUGAGGCCUAAGCUCACAACAGAGGUACCAAAUGAUCUCUCGCGCACGAAGGGUGUCGCAGAUGAGCUGCUAAAGAAAAAGGACGAAGAGCGAGGACGGAAAAGGGAUAUAGACGACCUCGACGAGCUUUCAGAUGGCCGUCAUCAAUCACGGAAGCGUGCAAGGUCGCUGUCGUCGCAUUCUGCCAGCUCUGUCUCCACCAUAUCUACCAACCGUUCCCGUUCUGCGUCUCGGGAGCGCCGGCAAAGGUACGACGCCGGCGGCAGUGAGACAAGAUCACCACGUAGGACUACAUCUGUUUCGCCUCAUGAAUCAAGGAGGAGAAAGAGGCGAUACAGCGACGCAUCUUCGGGGUACUCACACUCUUCUCCCUCGUCUGUGGGGCGCGCGCAAUCUAGGGACAGAGACCAUGAGAGGAAUAUAAGAAGACGUCACAGAAUAUCUAGCCCAGAGGAGCGCGGGCGCAAACAUGAAGUGAGCAGUCGGGGACGACGACGAGACAGGUCUCGGAGCGAUAGUCUGGAUAAGAGUCGCAUCGCAAAAGGGCGGCGGUCAUUGACUCCGGAGGAUCUGCCAGUACCUGUUCACGAGAGGGAGCGUCGGCCACCCAGACCUCGAUCGCCUAGGGGCAGAUAUGGCGGGGAGAAUGGGCGCCAGCGGAGGGAAGCCCCAGCUCCUGCUCCGCCGCGGGAGCGCAGUUUGAGCCCCUUCAGUAAGCGGCUCGCUCUCACACAAGCUAUGAAUAUGGGGAGAUGAGGUACACUGGCAAGGUCUACCAGAAUCCUGCAUUUUCGGAGCUGAAAAUUAUUUUUGAUCAUGUAUUGUUACCAAAGAUUACAUAAUGAUAAUGGAGCUGCAAUACC